CUCCUGCUUCUCUCGACGCCCCCCUCCCACUGCUUGCAUCUACCGUCAUACCCCACCCCAGCCCCUCUCCGCUGUCUUGUUUGGCAAGGCGUCUCCAGUCGCUCCAACGUCAAACGCAUUAGAUGAACGUGAACGUCCGUCAGUCCGAAAUGCUCAGGCAGCAGAACAUGCCGCCAAUCCCACCCGUCGCAAACAGCCACUUCCUACCCCAACAACAACAGCCCCGCCAGCAACAACAGCCUCCGAACCACAUGAACCUCAUGGCCAAUGCUAAUAAUCCCCAAAUGUCCCUUCUCGGAGGCGGUGCCCAGGCCAAUCCUAAUUCCCUCCCGAUGUCUACUCAGAGGUACCAAAUGCCUCAGCAAAACACCUUGCAGCAUGGUCAGAAUCCACAGAUCAAUCCAUCGGCAGCCGCCCCAGGCCCGACUCACAUGUCCGCCCUCGGUGCGCUCCCAGGCAUGCCUAUCCAGCCUCACCACCCUGCGAACGGUAUACAGGUACGCCGGACCCAGUCGCACCCUCAAGGUCUGAACGGUCAUGUUCCAUCCAUGAUCCCGAGCCAGCAGGCAGUCAAUAGCAUGAACAUGGCCAUGAACCCACAGGGCUCCCUGCCCAACCAACUGCGUCAGCCAGGUCAACCAACCAUGAUGCCUCGUCUGCCAGGUCAUAUGCCUGGAUCGAUGUCUCCAGAUAUCCUGGGCCGUCAAUCAAACCCUCCUGGUGUACCCCAGGGCUCCCUCAGGCAAGGAAGCCAAACACAGUUGAUGAACAGUCUUGCACAGCCAUCCCUGCAGCAGUCCAUGGCACAAAACGCAUUCCAACAAUCAGUCCCACAUCCUCACCAUUCCUCUUCGCUAACUUCUUCUCCACGUCCCGGCGGCCACCCGCAACAACACCAAUCCGCUAACAUGAUGAUGUCGGCUCCCGGCCCCUCACAGGCAUCUGGUCCCAGACCGAUGGGUCAUGGCGAGAACACGUUCGUUGGCAUCUCUAAUCCUCAGUUUCCUGCAAACAUGGUGCACGGUUCGGCUCGAAUACCAAACAACGGUUCCACAUUUCCUUUUGGCCCUCCGGUCUCCCAGAAUGAUCCCAUGGAGAUGUCCCAAUCGUUGGCUGACGGGCUGGCCAACGCCGCCAAUCCCCCACAACUACGUCCAGGCUUCCAGCCACCAUCGACACAGCAGUUCGAACAGCUGCAACAAACUGACAACUUCGGUUCUCACUUCAACUUACAGUCCCAGGGAAAUGCGCCACCCACUCGUCCACCUUCACAUCCAAGCAGUGUACACGGCAACUCUAUACCUCCUCGUUCCAUGCAGCCCCCCUCACAACACUCUCCUCGCCAGUCCGACCCUAUGACGGGGCAUAUACAGCAGCAGCCACAGCGACCACAAUCCCAGCCACAAGGACCACCUGGUAGACCACCAUCAUCACAGACCGGACCAUCGCAUACCCCACGAUCCUCGCAAUCACAACUUCCACAAUCUGCUCUCGUCCCACCUACACGGAUGCCUCCCCAAACUCAACCCCAAGCCUCACCCCAUCAGCAACGACAAUCACCGUCUGUGCAACCACCCAUUGCACCGCGUCCACCGCAAGGACAAUCAGCAAACGCAGUGCCUAUGCACCCCGCUGCUGCCUCAGAUCCAGGUGCAUCGCAACCGCAACCAACCAUGAUUUCCCGGCCUCAGGUUAGUAUUGCCCCCCCGUUGGGAUUCGGCCAGGGGUGUAUUCGGCUGCUGCAGUUUAGUGGUCAGCUUUCCAGCGAGGGCAAUGAGGGCCAGAAACUUCGACUAAGUUUUUGGAACAACCUCGUCCAAGACUACUUUACCCCAAAGGCAGUGAUGAAGAUCACACUAUGGAAGGAUAAUAAGAAAGUCGAGGCUAAACCCCUCGAAAUUGGCUAUUCCAUAUUACCCCGUUUUUUUCUGGUGACGACACAGUCUGGCGUAAAGUCGAUGUCGCUUUCGCUCGAUGGCGCACGAGAGCGACUUGUAACCCAGACUCAUGGGGUGGUAGAGUGCGUCAGUGCAAUCUGGACAUACAAGUAUGACAACGGGUACACGGUGACCCUGCGAGGUCCGCUCACCGUUCACAUACUAUUAUUGCCGGUUCCGGGUUCCGCAACGCAAUCAUUCCAGUGUUCACUCAAAAUCGAGCAUUUCCAAUUCGAUGCCAAUUUACACGAGAAGUUUAUCUCCCUGGAUGCUAUUACUGGCACCCGCGCUAUCGAGUCUCCCAAGACGCCUAGGGUGCGCAACAACCCGACACCUGGUCCAAAUGGUGCUCCGCUUCCGGGUAGCCAUCGCACGGAGGAAGAUAGACAGUGGGAAGAGCCUCGAGUACUCAUUAGAGAUGCAUCUUUACCAGGCGAGCCUGUGAAUGCCUUUGGCAUUCCACAGGUGACGAUGCGAUGCCUGGAGGUAAGUCACCAACACGCCUCGAAUGACAGCAUUUUCCGAGAUUGUGACGCUUUGCAGUUGGCCGAGGGUGUGAGUCAGAUGACGGAGUUGAUCGCGUUUGCAAGGGAAACGGAUCAAGGGCCUAGGGGUAGCUACGGGUUCUGGUCCCAACGAUCGUCUUUUCUGACCUAGCUUUUCUUUUAGACGCAUUGAAGCAGUUUGCACAAAGAAUUCGAGAAAGCCCUUCUGCUCACGGGAUGUUGCCGGGAUCUGUAAAUGGACUAGGGGGUUUUCAGGGCUUUGGCGGCGUUCUACACCCAUCACCAGCUGUGACACUACACCCCGGCAUGUCGACGACUUCGAUACACCCAGGUCCAUCAUCUGGCAGCUCACCACAGCAACAAAGCGCGCCGCCCUCUG
Molecule: messenger RNA, 2822 nt
Organism: Pisolithus orientalis
Lineage: Eukaryota; Fungi; Basidiomycota; Agaricomycetes; Boletales; Pisolithaceae
Product: LIM-domain binding protein-domain-containing protein
Exons: 4
Coding region: 123-2594 (823 amino acids)
Biological process (GO): negative regulation of transcription by RNA polymerase II; positive regulation of transcription by RNA polymerase II
Cellular component (GO): nucleus; transcription regulator complex
Source: RefSeq, a predicted model, not a curated record